This is a messenger RNA of Cloeon dipterum, 4787 nucleotides long. Its product is annotated as protein bric-a-brac 1-like. Gene Ontology annotation, cellular component: nucleus. Gene Ontology annotation, molecular function: protein binding; DNA binding. The transcript is spliced from 7 exons. Lineage: Eukaryota; Metazoa; Arthropoda; Insecta; Ephemeroptera; Baetidae. The record is from RefSeq and is a predicted model, not a curated record. The coding region runs from base 101 to 2125 and encodes 674 amino acids. Gene Ontology annotation, biological process: regulation of transcription by RNA polymerase II.
UUCAGACAGAAGGGCACCGCGGUGCGAGGCGCGAGCACCCACACCACAGAGCCGCAUCCGUCGACGCACUCACGUGGACUCUGUCAGAAAGCUGGCGAGCAUGGCCGCCCCCGCCGCCCCCGUGUCAGCCGCCUCCAGCGCGACGCCGCCUCCGCAGCAGUUCUGUCUACGCUGGAACAACUACCAAACCAACCUGACCACCGUGUUUGACCAGCUGCUGCAGAGCGAGGUGUUCGUGGACGUGACCCUCGCCUGCGACGGCCACUCGGUCAAGGCGCACAAGAUGGUCCUCUCGGCCUGCAGCCCCUACUUUCAGUCGCUCUUCUUCGACAACCCCUGCAAACACCCCAUCGUCAUUCUCAAGGACAUCAAGUGGCCCGAGCUGAAGGCCGUCGUCGAGUUCAUGUACAGGGGCGAGAUCAACGUCCUCCAGGAGCAGAUUGGUCCCCUGUUGAAGGUCGCUGAAACGCUGAAAAUUCGCGGCUUGGCCGACGUAAACGGCGAGCCGGAGUCACACCAGGCACCACCUCCGGCCGCCCUGCGCUCUCCAGGUCCCACCCUGGAGACGUCCCCAAAGAAGUGCGGUAGCCCUGACGGAAAUUCGUUGGCAGCCGACGAACCGCUCGCGCUAAAAAUGCAGCAGCAGCGGCCAAAGAAGCGUCGCCGCACAUCCGGCGGCGAAAAGAGCACUUGCAGCAGCUCUGGCAGCCCCGACGACGGGGCCAUGGGGGCCCCGGCCAACCCGGCGGCCAUCCCCACCGUGCACCUCGAGCUGCUCGAGUCGAUGGCCGGCGGCAUCAUGGAGCCGUCCGUGGCCGCCGCGAUGGCCGCCUCUCUUGCCGGCCUGUCGCCGCAGGAACACUGCCGGCAGCCGUCUGGCACUCCUGACUCGAUGGUCAGCCUGCCGCCGCCACAGCUGCACCCACCCCCGCCACCCCCGUCCGUGACAGAUGAUCUCGAGAUCAAGCCUGGCAUCGCUGAGAUGAUCCUCGAAGAAGAGAGGAUGCUCGGCGAGGUUCGACGCAAAGAAAGAUGGGACAGAACAAAUCAACACCAACAAAAAAUAGCAAAGCUUCUCGAGUCUUCACACGCUUGGUUGGGAGCUUCAACUUCUUCAAUUAAUGACAGUUACCAGUACCAGUUGCAGAGCAUGUGGCAAAAGUGCUGGAACACAAAUCAGAGCCUGGUGCACAACCUGCGGUUCCGCGAGCGCGGACCCCUCAAGUCGUGGCGACCGGAGACUAUGGCUGAAGCCAUCUUCUCGGUGCUUAAAGAGGGUCUUUCGCUGUCGCAGGCGGCCAGAAAGUACGACAUCCCCUACCCGACCUUUGUCCUUUACGCUAAUCGCGUGCACAACAUGCUUGGACCCUCUGCCGAUGGUGGAGCAGGUGAGAGUCAAUUAGAUCUGCGGCCAAAGGGUCGAGGUCGUCCGCAGCGCAUUUUGCUCGGCGUAUGGCCGGAGGAGCACAUCCGAGGUGUGAUUCGCGCCGUCGUAUUCCGCGACCCUGCCCAUAUAAAGGAAGAGACGCAGACUUUGGCUAGACUGUACUGCAUGCAGGACCCGAUGCAGCAGCAGUACCCCAACCUGGCACCCAACGGCUCCAUCCCUGACGGCGGCAGCCGCUCAGUCACCCCGACGCCCAGUUCUGCGGCGGCCGCCGCCGUGGCCGCGGUAGCCCAGGGUCUGAGGCAGCAAAUGUGCGGCCUGGCGGCCCCUGGAAGCGAGGCCGGCGGCCAGCAAGCACCAUCGAGCGCAGCGGUGGCGGCGCUGGCGUCGGCGCUGCUCGGCCGCGACGCUGACAACAUGCACCAGGCGGCCGCGGCCCUCAACAACAACACGAUGAACGCUCUGCUGAACAACGGCUCGGGCACCGGCCUCCGCGGCCACGCCAACAGUAUGGCCGCCCUCUCAGGCAUGGCCUCGUACAAGCAGCACUCGCUCUUUGGCCAGACGAGGGCUUCCGAGGGACUCUUCCAACAGGAGCCCGAGCAGGAGGAGCAGGCAGUCACCAAGAACAACCACCAGCACCACGCCAUGGACGUCCACGAUGAUAACGACGUGCUCCAGCAUCAGGUCAAGACCAUGGACGUGUCGGCUGCGGUUUUGGACGCGCGAGCUGAAUGAGUGAAAAGCAGGGAACUGAUUUGGCCGAAUGCCGAGAUUUGAGAGAAAUUUUAGCCUCUUCGGUGUCAAACAACACGUAAAAAGCGGCCAGCCGUCGGCUGCCUGUGGUUGAUUGAGAGCAGAAUUGAACGAAUGUGUAAAUAACGCACCACUGCGUAUUGGUUUUUUCAUGAAAAUUGUUUAUUCGACUAAGUUUUUUUUACCAAAGCUGAUCAGGUUUUGUUGAACUUUCAAGUGAGCAGGGUAAAAUAGCCAGUGUCAUUAUAUCCAGUGACAUUCUACAGACAUCUUUUGACUGUCAUGCUUACUUAUAUCAUAUAUUUGGCUCCGGAUCAAUCCAAGCCGGCUGUCUUUUCCAUCUUGUCAGCAUUUAUCUCCAAAAGGCAUUAGAAAUUCAUGACGCCUGCCGCGUCUUAAAAAUUUCCCAUGCAAAUAUUCCAAAUUGUAUGCACAUAAAAAUUAGAAAUAAUGACGUCGUCGAUGCAAAUUAUCGAGUGAUUUUGUUCAACUGUUUCAAUCGUAAUUACAAAAAUAGCUUUGGCUGCAUUAAUUCACACAUUUAAUUCUUAUGUCUACUUAUUUUUGCAUAUAAUUUGUGGCUGUGAAUGUAUAAUUUCAUUCUAUAUAAAUAUAUUUAAAUAAAGGUUAGAUAGAGACUAUAAAUUUUGUGUAAGCAAAAUGCGGCUUGACUCUUUUAUACCAAAAAAAUGCUAAAUUUGGAAAGGUUCAAAUUGAAAGGGAAGAGAGAGUGAGUCACGAAAUUGUUUUGGUCCUGUGAUACAGAAUUUAGACUCGCUCUCUAAGCAGUAAGGUUCGUAAAUAUACAUUUUGUAAAGAGAAACGACACUAAAAUUCAUUAUUUGCAAAAGGAGCAGUUGCAUAUAAUUACAUAGUUAAAUGGCGUAAUUGUGCUGUUUUAAUGUUGAAAUAAUUGUAACAUGGUCAUGCAUAAAGUAAAUUGUGCAAAGUUCGUCCCCUUCAGUUGGUUUUUUGAUGUUGAAAGAGUGGCCUUCCAGCAUUUCGACACCCCCAAAACACACAGGUCCAGUUAGCAGAAUGCAACCAUUUGGCUUCGAAAAGCGCAGAUUUUAAUUUUGUCUGCUCGCAAGUAAGGUGCCUAAACCUGCUGAAUGCAGACUGGUGGAUUUGACUAAACAAAAGUUGAGCAAAACAAAACUGGCAUAAAAAAUCCCAUCGAAACGGGAUUGAAAAAAAUACAAACAUCCGCCAGUCUUGCUGCGUUUUCUACUUCAGGCAUACAAAUGAAAUCCAUUUUGGCAUUUUGAUUGAAUGUGUUCAAUGUAAGGAAAUCAAUUCUAUUUAAGGAAGAAGUAAGUGCCUUUUGAAAUCUCUUUCUAUUUAGAUAAAAGUCUGAUAUGAUCAGAUAUUUUAAAAUUCACUCUUUCGUACAUAUACAAAUUUAAAAAGCACAAAAAUGGCACGCACGCAUAAAGAAAGGUAUGACUAAAAUUUGCAGCAAAAUAUUCUCGAAGCCACCACUGUUGACAUUAAACUGCAGAGCGGUCGCUUACAGUUAGACCUGAAGUUGAUAAAGAUGAAAAGACCCCGACGCACUAGUAGCGACUAGCAUGAUUGAACAUCAGAGUAUAGUAAUUGGCAUAUUGUUGACAUAAAAUAUGCACAAAUACAUGACUACUGCUUGCAUACCACCUAUUUUAAAUUAUAUUCCACGCGCACCACUUCAUGUUUCAUUGAUGAGUAUUUAUUAUGAGAUAUCAAACUGUUAACCCUCACGAAACACUACUAAACAUAGCAUGUAAACAUUCUUCGCCAAUUGCAUUAAAUUUAGUACAACAGAGGAAAGCUAAUGGAAAUAGUGUAAAUAAGUGGCAGACUAUAAUUCUCAGAUGAACACGAGUACUAGUAAUUUAUUUCAAAGAGAAACACAAGAUUCGAGUUUUACUGACGCAAGAGUUAAAAUAAAUUGUGUAAUUCAAUUUUUUAUCAAACAAUCACACUGGUACAAAUGCAAUAUUCUAUAUUUUAAUUUUUAAAAAACACGAGUAAAGUACAAAAUUAUACCACUUGAUAUUGCAUUUCUUGAGUUGUAGCGAGAAUAAUUCAGAGCGAUUCAGUGGCGUCUUGUCUCUCCACGAACUGCUUCUAAUAUUCUUUCAUUGUUUGUAACACAACCCGCACUUAUUUUUUCCUCAAAAUCUUUUAAGUGCCAAAGAUCUUGUUUCAUAAUGAGCAAAUUAUUUGCAAAGCAAAAAUGGUGUGUAACUUAAGCCGAUCGCAGGAGUCUUAUCAAUUAUUAAAAAUACUUGUAGCUCCCAUGGUUUCAUCUCAUAUGUACAAUAAGUGUAUCUACUAUAGAAUAAGAAAGAGAAAUCAUUCAUUCAGAUUGACAGUUGCCCAAACUUGGUCCCUCACUAUCAACAGUCAGUAAUGUAAGAAAGUGAAUUAUUCAGCUAACAAAAGGUAAUGCAGAACAAGAGUGUAACAUUGCGUUGAUUUGACAUCAACAUACCUGACAGUGAUAAAAAUAAAAAAGUGUAUAUUGAAAUAUAAUUAUAUUACAUCAACCAUCGGUAUUCAGUGUUAUUAUCAUAUUAAUUUCUUGUUAUUGUGAUCAUUGAUUUGCUGUAAGAGUAAUUAAGUGUAUUGAUUGUCCAAUAAAGCAUAGAUCUUAUUACUAUAA